Messenger RNA from Vicia faba (fava bean), 1455 nucleotides. Lineage: Eukaryota; Viridiplantae; Streptophyta; Magnoliopsida; Fabales; Fabaceae. The record is from the annotation of a GenBank genome assembly.
AUGGAAGCUCCAAAACAAGAAGUGCUUACAGCACCAGAAUUACCACCUAUGGUGUUGAUGCUACCAUCACCAGGCAUGGGACAUCUCAUACCGAUGAUUGAAUUCGCCAAACGAAUCCCUCUUCAUCAAAACCUACAUAUCACCUUCGUCCUCCCUAACGCAGGUCCACCUUCCAAAGCACAGACCACCGUUCUUCAAUCCCUUCCGAAUUCCAUUUCACACACUUUUCUUCCACCAGUUACAUUCACAGAUCUCCCACCAAACACCAAGACUGAAACACUCAUCUCCCUCACCGUUCUCUUGUCUCUCCCUUCUCUCCGACAAACCAUCCAUUCCCUCUCCGUUUCUCAUACUAUCACCACCCUCCUCGUCGAUCAUUUCGGCACCGACGCUUUCGACGUCGCCGGCGAAUUCAACCUCCCUAAAUAUAUUUUCUACCCUUCAACCGCCAUGUCUCUCUCCCUUUUUCUUUAUCUCCCUCGUUUAGACCAAGAGGUUCAUUGCGAGUAUAGAGAACUCACUGAACCGGUAAAAAUCCCCGGUUGUAUCCCGGUUCACGGUAAAGAUUUACUAAACCCGGUUCAGGAUCGUAAAAACGACGCUUACAGAACUGUUCUUCGUAACGCCAAGAGACACAGUGAAGCAGAUGGAAUUAUUGAAAACAGUUUCCUUGAACUCGAACCGGGUCCAAUCAAGGAGUUACAAAAAGGAAAACCAGUUCUUUACCCGGUCGGACCGUUAGUUAAUAGAGAGGUCGAAGUCGCCCAAGCCGGUCCAAAUUGUUCAGAGUGUUUGAAGUGGUUAGAUGAUCAGCCAGACAAGAGUGUUUUAUUUGUAUCUUUUGGAAGCCGUGGGACGCUCUCGAGUAAUCAGACAAUUGAAUUGGCACUUGGUUUAGAAAAGAGUGAGCAACGGUUUUUAUGGGUAGUUAGAAGUCCAUAUGAUAAAGUUGUUAAUGCUUCUUAUUUCACUGCUGAAUCAGAUUCUGAUCCUUUUGAUUUUUUACCAAAUGGGUUUUUAGAAAGAACUAAAGGGAGAGGUUUUGUUACUUCAUCUUGGGCCCCACAGCCACAGGUUUUGGCCCAUGGGUCAACGGGUGGGUUUUUGACUCAUUGUGGAUGGAAUUCUGUUCUUGAGAGUAUUGUGAAUGGAAUGCCUUUAGUUGUUUGGCCACUCUAUGCUGAACAAAGAAUGAAUGCUGUUAUUUUAACUGAGGGUGUUAAGGUUGGGUUGAGACCAAAUGUUGGUGAGAGUGGUUUGAUUGAGAGACAAGAGAUUGCUAGUGUUGUCAAGUGUUUGAUGGAAGGUGAAGAAGGGAAGAAGCUUCGUUGUAAAAUGAAGGAUCUUAAAGAGGCUGCUGCAAAAACUUUGGGUGAAAAUGGAACUUCCACAAACACUAUCUCUAAGUUAGCUCUCAAGUGGAGCAAUAGCAACAAAUCCAAUGUAACAAAUUAA